AUGGGAGGUGAUAUUCAUCUUUGUUCAAUGAUUUUAGGUAAAAAUCAUUUAAUUUUUUUAUAUUUUGCAAAUUUAUUUGGUAGUACAUUAUCAUUUUUAGCAACUAUUAUUACAAUAGUAUUUUAUUUAGUUAAAAAAUAUAUUCAAAAUAAAUCAUUUAGAGAAAAUCCACACCAAUAUUGUCAUCAACACCAAUAUUUCGAUUCAUCAAAACUUAAUGAAAUUAAUAAUAGUGGAGUUGGUUCAUAUUCAUCAACUCCAAUCUCAAUUCAAAAUAAUAAUAAUAAAAAUAAUAACCUCCCAAAACAAAAAAAUAAUGAAAAACAGCCAUUAAUAAAUAAAAAUCAUAAUAACUAUUGUAAUUAUUCGACAUCAGCAACUUCAUCAUCAUCGAGUUCAUCAUCAUUUUCUUCGACCAAUAGUGGAUCAUCAUAUGAAUAUCAACAACCACAAAAAAAUCAACAAACCCUAUCAUCAUCUGAUAAAAACAAUACAAUUCCAUCAACAAAUACAAAAUAUGAAAUUGAAUUAUCAAUUCCACAAUUUAAAGGAAACAAAUGUGGGCCAAAUUGUUUACUUUUUUCAAAUAUACCACAAAUUAAAAAUGCAUUAGAACAAAAGAAAAAUCCAAAGAAAAUUGACACUUUAAUAUUUUAUCUUUCAAUAUCAGAUUUUAUUGCAGUAUCAGGAAUAAUUAUAGAACAAUUAAUAAUUAUAUUUAAUAAAGAGAUAUCAAAAUCAAUUGGAUUUUGUAUUGGUGAAAGAGUUUCAAUUCAUUUUGGAUUAUUGGCAACAUUAUUUUGGUCAAAUUGUAUUGCAUAUUAUUUAUUAAGAGAAACUUAUGAAUUGAAACCAUAUAAUAUUAGAUUUGUUUAUUUUCAUAUAGUUUGUUGGGGUAUGGCAUUGAUUGGUGUUGCAAGUUUAUUCUUUUCAAAGAUUAUAACAGUUUCAAAUAUUGAUCAAGGUGGUAGUUGGUGUUCAGUUUCAUCAUCUUAUCAAUUAUACUUUUGGGUGAUACCAUUGUUUGUUUCAUUCACUUGGAAUUUAAUAUGUUAUUGUUUAAUUUAUAGAAAGUUUAAUAAAAUAAUUGGAAUUUAUGGUAUUCAAUCAGUACAAAUAAAAACAAUCAUCAUUAGAAAACUUUCAUUCUAUUUAUUGGCAUUUUUAAUUACUUGGGUUUGGGAUGUAAUUAAUAAUUCAAUUUUCUUAUAUGAAGGAAAAUGUCCACCAUUUGCACUUUGGAUACUUCAAGAAUUUUUUUCUUCUGGUUAUGGAUUUUUUAAUUCUUUAGCAUAUGCUGUUACAACUAGAUUCUAUAGUAGAAAAUGA
Dictyostelium discoideum AX4 is the source of this 1329-nucleotide messenger RNA. It is a transcript of the gene crlB, whose product is annotated as cAMP receptor-like protein. Lineage: Eukaryota; Evosea; Eumycetozoa; Dictyosteliales; Dictyosteliaceae. The transcript has 2 exons. Gene Ontology annotation, biological process: cell surface receptor signaling pathway; G protein-coupled purinergic nucleotide receptor signaling pathway; G protein-coupled receptor signaling pathway. The record is from RefSeq and is a predicted model, not a curated record. Gene Ontology annotation, molecular function: transmembrane signaling receptor activity; G protein-coupled receptor activity; cAMP binding. Gene Ontology annotation, cellular component: membrane. The coding region runs from base 1 to 1329 and encodes 442 amino acids.